Messenger RNA from Solanum tuberosum (potato), 701 nucleotides. Its product is annotated as pectinesterase 2-like. The record is from RefSeq and is a predicted model, not a curated record. Gene Ontology annotation, biological process: cell wall modification. The transcript has a single exon. NCBI's taxonomy places the organism in Eukaryota, Viridiplantae, Streptophyta, Magnoliopsida, Solanales, Solanaceae. Gene Ontology annotation, molecular function: pectinesterase activity. The coding region runs from base 86 to 640 and encodes 184 amino acids.
CUUUAUAGCCCAAGACAUAACUUUUAGGAAUAAUGUUGGACCCAUAAAACAUCAGGCUGUGGCAUUAUGAGUUGACGCAGAUCUGAUGUCCUUUUAUAAAUGUUGCUUCGACGGGUAUCAAGACACCUUGUAUGUGAAAAGGCAACGUCAGUUCUACCGCGAUAGUGAAAUCUAUGGCACCAUAGAUUUUAUAUGUGGUGACGCAACAGCCGUGUUCCAAAAUUGCUUGAUUGAAGCUCGCACUCCAAUGGCGAGGCAAUAUAACACAAUUACAGCGCAACAUAGAGAGCUUGAGUCCUUACCAACUGGAAUAGUGCUUCAAAACUGCACUAUAAAGGCUACCCGCGAUUUGGAGAAAUUGAACAACGUCACGACAUUUUUAGGUCGGCCAUGGGGUAUAUUUUCUAGGACUGUGAUAAUGGAAAGUUAUAUCGAUAACUUGAUAGAUCCUAAAGGAUGGGUUGAGUGGAUUGGGUUAGCAAAUAAAUCUGUUGUUAGUCGCCAGCCAUAUUAUCUGGAGUAUAAGAAUAGAGGGCCGGGUGUUGUCACGAAAGGACGUGUGACAUGGGCAUCUGUCACUACGGAUCCUAAUAUUGCAUCAGAUUUCACAAUUAGAAACUUUAUAAGCAGUGACCAGUGAAUUCCCGCCAAUAUCCCUCACUACCUAGAUUUAUCUUGAACAACUAUUACGUUGUAUUGUA